Messenger RNA from Fulmarus glacialis (Northern fulmar), 953 nucleotides. Its product is annotated as probable ATP-dependent RNA helicase DDX60. The transcript is spliced from 8 exons. Gene Ontology annotation, cellular component: cytoplasm. The record is from RefSeq and is a predicted model, not a curated record. Gene Ontology annotation, molecular function: nucleic acid binding; ATP binding. NCBI's taxonomy places the organism in Eukaryota, Metazoa, Chordata, Aves, Procellariiformes, Procellariidae. The annotation marks the transcript as partial.
CGAGAACUUCUUGAUGCUGUAGAUAAUAACGAGUCUGCGGUGAUUGUUGCUCCCACUUCAUCAGGAAAAACAUAUGCAUCAUACUAUUGCAUGGAAAAAGUUCUGAAAACGAGCAAUGAUGGAGUAGUUGUGUAUGUUGCUCCUACAAAGGCCCUUGUAAACCAAGUGGUGGGAACUAUAUACAGUCGAUUCACCAAGAAACUUCCGGAUGGAUUGGUAGUGUGCGGAGUCUUCACGCGAGAUUAUCGCCAUGAUGUCAUGAAUUCUCAGAUACUAGUGACCGUGCCUCAAUGUUUAGAAAUCUUGAUGCUGUCUCCUCGUUGCCAGAAAUGGACCAAGCAGAUACAAUAUGUUAUAUUUGAUGAGGUCCAUUGUCUUGGCGGUGAAAUUGGAGCAGAGGUUUGGGAGCAUCUUCUGGUAACAAUUCGGUGUCCAUUUUUGGCGCUCUCUGCUACUGUCAGUAACCCGGAACACCUAACUGAGUGGUUACAAUCUGUGAAAAGGUAUUGGCAACGUGCUGAGAAUACAAUAAAAGGAAGCUCUACAAACUCUGAAAAGAACUUUACAAGAAAAUGUAAAGUGAAAUCUAAAAUUGAGAACUAUGGUAUUCCUUCAGAUCUUUCUCUGUCUCCACGAGAGAGCAUCCAGCUUUAUGACACAAUGGUAAAAGUCUGGCAAGAGUGGCCAAGGGCACAGGAGCUAGAUCCUGAGGAGUUUGUCUCUUUCAAGAAUAAAGUAGUAAUAAAAAAGGCAGAUGUGAGGAAAUAUGAACAGGAACUGAAGAAAGAACUAAGCAAAUGGAUUGUGCUUGGCCAAAGACAGAAGGUGAAUGCACUAUUGAAGCACCUUAAGCCAAAACCUGUGGAUUGCUCAGAACAGAAAAAGUGGAAGCAUUUUGCAAGCUUUGUCAAUAAAUUACAUGAGAUGGAUAAGUUGCCUGCCAUAUUUUUUAU